GGUUUACCCCAGCUUUCCCAUGUCCUCCCCGCACUUCUUGGCGUUGGAGCUGCAUAAGGUCCCUCUUACAGUCGACAGAGAACAGGCGCUGUGCAUGGAAAGAGACCGUCGAGGUUGGAGUAGGUUUGUGGGGAGGGAGGGGGUUUUAAGGAAGAAGGUUAUGCUAGCCGUACCGUCAUCAUCACAACGCCCUUACAACCCAGAACCCUCCCCUCUCGAUCUGGUAGCGAAAAUCUGGACCUGUCUUCGCUCUAGGAUCCAAACAGCUACCUACAUACACAGCAAUGACUGCCAAGACGACCACGAACGGACAUCAUGCCCCCGAGAUCCCCAAGGAGUGCCUUGCGGGCGUCGUGGUGAACGAAGGCCCCGACUUUCGAAUCGAGGUCAAGAAAGUCCCUGUGCCAGAGAUCGGCCCGCAGGACGUCCUCAUCAAGCUCUCCUGCACGGGUCUGUGCAUGAGCGAUGUGCACUACGCCCUGCACGACUGGGACUCACCCUCCAUGUCUAGCUUCGGGACGCAGUGCCCCGGCCACGAGGGCGCGGGCGAGAUCGUCGCCGUUGGCAGCGACGUCAAGAACCUGAAAGUCGGGCAGCGGGCCGGGUUCAAGCCCGUCGCCGACGUGUGCUACACGUGCGAGGCGUGCCGGACAGGCCACGAUAACUACUGCCUGGGCGCAAAGUAUACGGGGUUGCACGUUGAUGGAUCUUACAAGCAAUACGUCGCCUCUCCAGCGCGCUACACCACAAUCAUCCCGGACUCGGUGCCUGACCAUGUAGCGGGACCCGUCAUGUGUUCCGCAUCGACCAUGUACACGGCCAUCAGGUCCUCCGGCGCCACUGCCGGCCAGUGGGCAUGUUUCCCCGGCGGCGGCGGCGGCGUGGGGAUCCAGGGCGUGCAGCUGGCUGUCGCGAUGGGCCUGCGCGCCGUGGUGGUCGACACGGGAAGCGAGAGGCGGGAGCUCGCGCUCAAGAUGGGUGCCGAGGAGUUUGUGGACUUCAAAGAGGUGCAGGAUCCGGCCAGGAGGGUCGUCGAGAUCACGGGCGGAGGGGCGCACGUGUGUUUUGUCACGGCUGUCCAGGCGUACCCGACUUCUCUGAGCUACAUCGGUUACCGGAUGGGCGGCGUCGUCAUGUGCAUCGGAAUGCCACCUAAAGAUCAGCACAAGAUCAACCUGUUUCCAACGAGCAUCAUUGUCCGCGGUCAGUCCAUCAAGGGCACUAUGGUUAGCAGCCUUGCGGAUGUGGACGCGACGCUUGAGUUUGCACGUAGAGGCAAACUCAAGCUCGAGCCGACGGUCGUUGGUCUCUCAAAGUGGGACGAGGCGGUGCAGAAGCUCAAGAGGGGCGAAGUCGCUGGGCGUAUUGUUGUCGACUUCAGCCUGCCAUGAAUUGCGAGCUGGUCGAUAGUAGUUAUCGAGUACAGGGGGAAUUGGGGAUUGUGAAGCAGACGACGAUAGCAAGGCAAUAAUGCACCUGGUUCGUUACUUGAUAGAGUUGACUGGGUGAAAUGUUUCAAGGCGUUUCAAACACCCAACUGCUCUUGAGUCACCAUGCUCUCGGCUCAGCUGAUAUUUGUCGCACCAGAAAGACUUGAGCUCGGACGAUCAGAGCAAAACACGGGAGACCAAACAGCUUUUGUUUUAGUUUGUUUCGAGGAAGCCAUC
Messenger RNA from Microdochium trichocladiopsis, 1667 nucleotides. RefSeq names its product alcohol dehydrogenase. The coding region runs from base 285 to 1391 and encodes 368 amino acids. The record is from RefSeq and is a predicted model, not a curated record. The transcript has 7 exons. NCBI's taxonomy places the organism in Eukaryota, Fungi, Ascomycota, Sordariomycetes, Xylariales, Microdochiaceae. Gene Ontology annotation, molecular function: zinc ion binding; oxidoreductase activity.